UACGUCAUUAAACUUUUAUCCAAUAUACGUUUCCUUAUACGGAAAACCGCGACUUCUUAUCGUUUUAUCGACAUUUCAGAUAGAAGAAAACCCCUAGAAGCCACCAGAGGAACAAUUCGAGCGCAAACCAGGCCGAUUACGCCGGAAAAAUGUCGUUUUCACCCAAGAGCAUUUACGCGGCCCUGCCGAGGACGCAGCGCGGCCAACCGCUGGUUUUGGGCGGCGACCCCAAGGGCAAGAACUUCCUCUACACCAACGGCAACUCCGUCAUAAUCAGGAACAUCGAGAAUCCAUCGAUAUCGGACGUUUAUACGGAGCAUUCUUGCCAAGUCAACGUUGCCAAAUACUCGCCGAGCGGCUUCUACAUAGCCUCUGGAGAUCAAUCGGGCAAGGUGCGCAUCUGGGACACCGUCAACAAGGAGCACAUCCUGAAGAACGAGUUCCAUCCGAUCGGCGGCCCCAUCAAGGACAUCGCCUGGUCGCCGGACAACCAACGAAUGGUGGUGGUGGGCGAGGGGCGGGAGCGCUUCGGGCACGUGUUCAUGUCCGAAACGGGCACCUCCGUGGGCGAGAUAUCGGGCCAAUCGAAGCCGAUCAAUUCGUGCGAUUUCCGCCCUAGCCGACCCUUCAGGGUGAUCACCGGCUCCGAGGACAACACCAUCGGCGUGUUCGAAGGGCCGCCGUUCAAGUUCAAACUCACCAAACAGGAUCACUCGAGGUUCGUACAGGCGGUGCGGUAUUCCCCCAAAGGGGAGUUGUUCGCUUCGGCCGGUUUCGAUGGGAAAAUAUACAUUUACGAUGGUACGUCUUCGGAAUUGGUGGGCGAAGUGGGCAGCCCUGCCCAUUCGGGCGGCGUUUACGCCCUAUCGUGGAGCCCCGACGGUAAACAAUUGUUAUCGGCAAGCGGUGAUAAGACAGCGAAAUUGUGGGACGUCGAAACCCGACAAAUCGUAUCGGAAUUCGUGUUGGGAAACACCGUAGAAGAUCAACAGGUGUCCUGUCUAUGGCAAGGCGACCAUCUUCUCACCGUCUCGCUGAGCGGCUUCAUAAACUACUUGAACGUCGACGAUCCGUCGAAGCCCAUAAGGGUGAUCAAAGGCCACAACAAACCGAUCACGGCGUUGACGUUGAGCGAGGACAGAUCGUCGAUAUUCACGGCCUCGCACGACGGCAACGUGACGACGUGGGAGGCCGAAACGGGAGCGAACGAUCGCGUAGAAGGCCUGGGGCACGGGAAUCAGGUGAACGGGAUGAGGGCGUUCGACGGGACGUUGUACACGUGCGGCAUCGACGACAGCUUGAGGCAGAUCGAUAUCGAAGGUAAAACGUACAAACCGGCGAAUUUGAAAUUGGGCUCUCAACCGAGAGGAAUGGACAUUUGCAAAGAGCGAAAUCUCAUCGUAUCGGCGAGCGUCAACGAAAUAACAGUAUCGAAAGAUAACGUGAAAGUGUCAUCGUUGAAAAUCGAUUACGAACCAACUAGCGUCAGUUGUUCUUCCAAAGGUCAAGUGGCCGUAGGCGGUAACGUGGAUAGCAAAUUGCACGUGUACGAAUUCGAAGGGGACGGCGAUUUGCGGCAAUUGCACGAAUUGCAACAUUUGGGUCCCGUCACCGACGUGGCCUAUUCCCCUGACGAUAAAUAUCUAGUGGCCUGCGACGCCCACAGGAAGGUCGUUUUGUACGAAACCGAAGAGUAUAAGUUGGCCAAUAACAAGGAAUGGGGUUUCCACAAUGCCAAAGUGAAUUGCGUGGCUUGGUCGCCGGAUUCCCAAUUAGUGGCGAGCGGUAGCCUCGAUACGAGCAUCAUCAUUUGGCAGGUGGACAAACCGGCCAAGCACAUCAUCAUCAAAAAUGCGCAUGCUCAAAGCCAAGUGACAAGAUUAUCUUGGGUAGACAAUACAACUCUAGUCUCAGUAGGCCAAGACUGCAACACCAAAUUAUGGACGAUUACUCCCUUCUAAUUUAUUUAUUUGAUAAUUAAUCGAUUAUUCAAUUUGUUAUUUCUUUUUUUUUUCUCUCAAAAACUAACCGAUUUGAGUAUUUUACGCCUAGUAUUUUUUUUUUCGUAAUUUUUAGGUUUAUAAAAAGUUUACUAAUUAUUUAUUUUUUCAAUUUUCUUUAUGUUUUCGAGCAUAUUUGCAUUUAUUAUAAUAAAUAAUCAUUUUAGUGUUUUUUUUUU
Phyllotreta striolata is the source of this 2179-nucleotide messenger RNA. The record is from the annotation of a GenBank genome assembly. Lineage: Eukaryota; Metazoa; Arthropoda; Insecta; Coleoptera; Chrysomelidae.